AUGGACGAAGAGGCAGGAGAAGAGCGGAAUCAAAGUCAGGACGUUCGAAGAAGAAGACUAGAUCUCAGCGCGACGCGACAGCCAGUGUUUCGCCCUCCCUCUCCAGAAGAAAGUCGCAGUCGAAAGCGUAGCCCAAGCCCUGUGCGACGGCAAACACAGUCUUUGAGGGAUACAGGACGACCACGCGUAGUCAUCGAGACUGGUAACAUACGUGCGGAGGAGGAUACUAUGGCUCGCAAACUCUGGCAACGGCUUCGCGAGGCCGCGAACAAGGCCGUCGUCCCUACGAUGCUGCAGGAACGUAUGGAGGGUGAUACGACCUACAGCGGCUCGUUCGAUGCACCGUUCAUUUCACAGGUCACGGACACCAUGCACCUUCCCAAUGACGCAUCAUCGAUCCGGUUUUUAGAGCGAAUUCGGCAUAUUCUUCGGACUGCGCAUGCAUGCGACUUGUACCAAAAGGACGAGAAUGCUUGGAGUGAAGUCGUUCGUCUCGUUCUCCGCACAGCCGUUUGGGAUCUUGCGGUUGACCACGAAGAGCGGCAUCCCGCGGAUCUUGAGAUCACGGAUAUUCAAUCUCAAACCAUCGACCGACAGUACCUAACCAAUAUGAGGCCGACACAGGUGACAGUAGAGAAAGUCGACGAAGUCUUCGAGUAUCUUGGAGACUAUAGCGUCUUGGUAUGUAAGCAACACUGCUAUGCGGUCCGCGCACUCGAGGAUCAUCUCAAACGACUACAUCGCACAUCGGUGAGUGAUCGCAAAGCAAUAGUAGCAUACUUCAUCGACUUCCCGCUACUUCCGCCCGCUCAAGUGUUGCUGCCGCCGCCGCUUGAGCCGCCGUUUAACUGUCUAGGACCGCCGAAGAGGGCAUACAUUUGCGACGAAGAAGAAUGCGAGGAGCUCAGCGUGAACCGUGACGUGAUCCGUAUACAUUGCAACCGAGUGCACGACUGGAGGUCGACACCCGAGCAGCGAACAUACUGGCACGAACAGUGGGUACAGACAUUCUUCAAUGCUGCAGGACUACAACGAUAUUUCACCGUUAACUACGAAGGAUCGCACAGUUUGCGGCAGAUAGGCGGUCGAGUCGUACUGGUCGAUCCGGAGGACAACCGCUUCGGUAGCAUUCUCGACGAGUGGGAUCGAGAUCUAGAAAAGCAGAAGAAGGCGCUCGAGAUCGCCGAUAGGGAAAUAGCGAAGACGGAUCACACUCUGUGGUUCAAGCGGAACGAGUGGCCGGAGCAUCUCGCUCGUUGCAAUCUCCGGCAUCUUAGCCGUAUUAGUCGCUUGCCCGACAAAGAGGAGCGCGUGCUGCAGCGAGCGGUUGAGUUAAACGUCGCUGUGAUCGAAACGUGUGUCGCUGGACUCGGAUCGUUAGACCGGGAGACUCGGCGCUGGCUGCGGAGUGCGAAACUAUCCGAGAUCGAUCAACGACCGCUAGCGAGACUACAGAACCCGGAGAGUCAGCGGACGUAUGCGACGUACUUCUCCCGUCUACUCUGCUACAGUCUACGAGUGCUGCAGAGUAUAAGAGACAAAGAAGGGCGCAAGGACGCGUGCGAUAGUCCCGGCGAGUCUGAUAGCAGCAGCAGCAGCAGCAGCGACAGCGACAGUAAGGAUGAGGGGCACGGAUGCGAGACAGCCGUCGAUGUCUUCGAAGAUGCUCGCCGGCUCUACCCGUGGCAGGGACGGCAGCAGGAGCUGCUCGGGAUCGUGCAGCAGAGCAUCGAGCGUGGCUGGGACGACAAGGCUCAGAUGAAGGCACUGCGCGAGUGGUACGCAUCGCUCAUCUUUUAG
This is a messenger RNA of Saxophila tyrrhenica, 1800 nucleotides long. RefSeq lists its product as uncharacterized. The record is from RefSeq and is a predicted model, not a curated record. NCBI's taxonomy places the organism in Eukaryota, Fungi, Ascomycota, Dothideomycetes, Mycosphaerellales, Extremaceae. Bases 1 to 1800 code for a protein of 599 amino acids. The transcript is spliced from 3 exons.